This is a messenger RNA of Closterium sp. Yama58-4, 1467 nucleotides long. The record is from the annotation of a GenBank genome assembly. NCBI's taxonomy places the organism in Eukaryota, Viridiplantae, Streptophyta, Zygnematophyceae, Desmidiales, Closteriaceae.
AUGGCUUCCCGCGCGCUCGCGAGCAACGAGGAGUUGUGGCAGCGGGCGAGCAAGACGGGCACGGGACUGAGUGUUACCACGCUGCGUUUUUCGCGAACCAUUUCGCUGGACCAGGUUAAAUCAGCAGCUGCACUCGCCGCAUCGCAGCACCCCAUCCUGGCGGCCAGGAUCAUCAGGGUGCAGAAACCCAAGCCGCACUGGGAGCUUAAUGUGCCUGCUGACGCCCCCCCUGCUGUCACCGUGGCGGCGCGCUCGUGGCACGAAGUGCUAGGGGCGGAUGGGGCGAGCACGCUAGGCGCUAGUGAGACGGAGGACGCGCUGAGGCUGCUGACUCAGGCGGAGAUGAACACUCCCAUGGUGGCAGUUGGGGAUAAGGAUGAGGAGCCGACCAACGUUUUCCAGGUCCACGUGUACCCCUCUGAGCUCGCCACGUGUAUCGUUCUGAGGGGCCACUGCGCUGCCUUUGAUCGCUCCUCCGCUCUCUCGGUCGCCCGCGCUUUCCUCUCUGCCCUUGCGGCUGUGCUCGCUGGCACCGCCCCCUCUUCACCAGCCUGGCCCACCACAGGCAUCUCUCUGCCCCCCUCCCUCGCCUCCCUCAUGCCCAAGGGCGCACAGGCGAAGGGCUUUUUCACCAAGGUGGUGGACGCGGUGGGGUAUGCCGCCUCAUCGAAAUCUGCGAUGCUGCCCUUCCAGCCCGGCUGUGCUGACUCGCGCAAGAAUCACUUUCGCUCCGAGGUCAUCCCCAUCCACCUCUCCCAGCAAGAGACCGAUGCACUCAAGACAGCGUGUGAGGCGAGGGGCAGCUCGCUGUAUGGAGUGCAGUGUGCGGCUGUGCUCAAGGCGGCUGCAGAGGAGCUGAAGCUGAAGAAGGAUGAGUCUUUCGGCGUCACCAGUCUCAUCGACUGUCGCCAGUACUGCGACCCUGCGCUCCCCUCAUCGGCCAUCGGGGUGUUUGACUCAGGGCUGCCUCUCAAGCACUCUUGCUCGCACGCCUCCUCUCUGUGGGGCAUUGCCGGGCAGCUCACGCAGCAGGUGGCAUCUGCGGUCAGCAAGGGGAAACAUUUCUCGGAACUGCCCGUGCUGGAGAUGCUCUUUGGCACGGUGCUCAACACGCCCUCCCUCAGCCCAGAGCACUCCCUGCGCACCGCCUUCCUCACCGCCUUCACUGACGGUCCACUCCCCCUCGACCUCGCCACUGCACACGACACUACCAAUGGCACCACUACUAACGGCAGCACCAACGGUACCAGCGACCUGGCUGUGCUGCAGCUGGGCGGAGUGAUGGGGCCUCUGGUGGCCAGUCACGGCAUUGGGCCCUGUAUUGGCAUGCCCGACUUCAUCAAGGAUGGGGCGCUGCAGCUGCUGCUGGUGUACCCUACUCCGCUCUACUCGCCUGCUCAGAUGGCCCAGUUUGCUGUCCUCGUUAAGAACAAUCUCCUUGCAGCUGCAGCUAACCAGGAUGUGUAG